AUGCCGCUGUCGAGCGACGCUCUCGACGCUCUCCACGACGUGCACUCGACCGGUGUACUUGCCGCUGGUGCCGAGGCACGGAGCCCGUCGCUGCGGCCUAUUUCCGAGAUCCCGCCACCGAUGGGCACAGCCUCGAACUCGGCGGCGCCGCCCCGCGCAGCGCUCAUGCGCCCGCCUGGCGCGGGAGCCGAUAUUCCGCCCCUGUCGCCACAGGAGCUGGACCUCGGUUAUCUGUCGCCCAUGAUGGCGCCACGCGACGACAAGGCACAGACCGAUAUGCACCUCCCCGUGCCCGGCGAUGCAGCGAGUACUGUGCCCUUUACGCCGCCGCUGGCGCCUUCGUCGAUUGACACGCAGCCGCGCCCCGUCUCUCCCCUGCGUCCGGUCGCGGUGCCUGCGAGUGCGCCGGACCCGGCGCGCGAUGGCGGCCUGGUCGACCCUGAGCUCAUGGGCAUGGCGCCUUCGCCGUCCGAGUUCCGUACCACCCCUCAUGCCUCGCGUGCGGUGCGCGACCAGGUCACUGCUGCACAGCGUGCCGCGAGUCCCUCGUCGCUGGCGCGCGCUAAUACGCUGCCGAGCCAGCGCCCGCCGAGCGUGCACGCCCACCAUGGCGCGCCGCCUGCUGGUGCGGACCGGAAUACGCAGCAUACUGACCUGGCGCGGCAUGCGUCUGCGUCGCACCGCCCCCCCGCGGCGCUGGAGCGCAAAGAGAGUUCUGCGUCCCCUUCGCGCGAGGAGCACCGCUUCCGGUGGUCGCUGGGCGACUACAUGCUCGGCAAAACGAUUGGUGCGGGCAGUAUGGGCAAGGUCAAGUACGGUUGCCACAAGACCACGGGCGAGAAGGUUGCUGUAAAGAUUAUCCCCCGCAACACCUCGGUGAAUGCCGUGCAGCACCAGGCGCGCGAGAAGGCGAAGCGCAACGGCACGCCCCUCCCCCGCGACCUGUCCGACGACCCCGAGCUGCAGUCUGCGCUGCAGCGUGCUGCGGCCAAGGACAAGUCGAAAGAGGUGCGCAUUAUGCGUGAAGGCAGCCUGCAGCUCCUUUUGCGGCACCCUCACAUCUGCGGGAUGCGGGAGAUGAUUGUGCACAACAACCACUACUACAUGGUCUUUGAGUACAUCAACGGAGGCCAGAUGCUGGACUAUAUCAUCUCACAUGGCCGCCUGCGUGAGCGCAGUGCACGCAACUUUGCGCGCCAGAUUGGCAGUGCGCUGCAGUACUGCCACGCGAACAAUGUGGUGCACCGCGACCUGAAAAUCGAAAACAUCCUGAUCUCCAAGUCUGGCAACAUCAAGAUCAUCGACUUUGGCCUGUCGAAUUUGUACUCGCCCAACUCGCAUCUCAACACCUUUUGUGGCUCGCUGUACUUUGCGGCGCCUGAGCUGCUCAACGCACGCGUCUAUACCGGCCCUGAGGUGGACGUAUGGAGCUUUGGCGUGGUGCUCUACGUGCUGGUCUGUGGCAAAGUGCCGUUUGACGACCAAAACAUGCCUGCGCUGCAUGCCAAGAUCAAGCGCGGGAUUGUCGAAUACCCCGUAUGGCUCAGUGCCGAGUGCAAGCAGCUCCUGUCCCGGAUGCUGGUCACUAACCCCCAGCAGCGUGCGACGCUGAGCGAAGUCAUGACCCACCCGUGGAUGAUGAAGGGGUACGACCACGUCGAGUCCCCGCACCUUCCUGCGCGCGUGCCUCUGCGGCCUGGCAUGCUGGACAUGAGAGUCGUGGAAGGCAUGACGGGCUUCGAGUUUGGCUCCGCGUUCGAGAUCGAGACGCGGCUGAACGAGGUGCUGCGCAGCGACGCCUACGCCCCGGUGCUUGCGAACUGGGACCGGCAGCACGGCCAUGGCAGCAGCCUCGGCCUCGAGCUGCCCAUGCGCCAGAACUCGGACGAGAGUGCGUCGAGCGACUCGAGCCGCAGCCGUUUGUCGCGCCAGCUGACGGGCGGCAUCAACUUUUACAAGCGCCGCCUCUCGCUCAAGUCGCGCGACGAGGACGAGUCGUCGCGCGCCGACCAGCCGCCCGGGAUCAAGGGGCCGCUCGAUCCGACGCUCGGCUUCCACCCCCUCAUCUCGAUCUACUUCUUGGUCCAAGAGAAGAUGCAUCGCGAAAAGGUCUAUGGGCAGAUUUCGUUUGCCUCGAGCGACAUUGCGCUCGAGACAAGCAGCACGGCACACGUAGCGCUCGGCAACGCCGUCUCCCCGCCGAGCGCCUCGCCCAAGACCGCCUCACCGAUCGCUUCGAUCCAACCGAUGCCGACCUCUGCUGAUAUACCCCAUGAGCCGGUCAAGGUCCCGGAAAUGACGCACUCGUCGCAUCGCACGACCGAUCUCCCGAGCUCGUUCAUGGGCCCGGCCCCCCCGCCGCGCGCCGCCGGGCCGCAGACCCCGUCGGCGACCACAAGCGAGCUGCCUACGCCCGUCUUUGAAUCGCGCCAAAAGUCGCAGCCGCGGGGCGUGAUGCUCGGUAUGCCCCGGGCCCGCGCGCACGCCGACGAGCUCGAGUCGAGUCUGCGCGCGAACCUCGCGCAAGGCGACGUGCCUGCGUGGCACAACAAGCACCUGCCGCAGCCGCCCAACGACGGCUCCGGGCGUGCCGUGCCGAGGCGCAGCAUGAGCCUGAGCGGAUCGGUGCGCAGCAACUCGCCGUCGCAGUCGGCUUAUGCCGGGCGGCAUUCGCCGAUCGCCUCGCCCCUUGGCCUCGGUGGCAUGCAGCGUGCGCUCCCGUCGCUGAGCACGAUCGCGGCCGAGGACGGCACGGCGCCUGGGCGCAUGACGCCGAACUCGACGUCGGCUAACUCGGCGCUCUCUGCACACACAGCGCCCGCGUCGAUGCCUGAGCCCGGCCUGUCCCGCCGCUUUGGCUCGAUGCUUGGGCGCUUCCCCGCGCAGCAGCGCGUGGCGCCGUCCGAUGCGGCGUCGCUGCCGAGUCCGCGGACGCCGCAGAACGAGGCGCCGCUUCCUCCGACGCCGAGCGAGGCCGCGCAAGGCGAAGAAGGUGUCGGCUACGCGUCUGGCGACAUGCCCAUGUCGCCCGAAGAAGCCAUGUCCAAGCCCGUCUUCCUCAAGGGUCUCUUUAGUGUGCACACGACCAGCCGCCGUUCGCGUGCAGUGAUCCGGCGCGACCUGAUCCGUGUGCUCGAGGAGAUGGGCAUUCCCCACCGCGAGAUCCGCGGCGGAUUUGAGUGCGUCUAUCAGCCGAGCGUGAAUGUCGACGGCGAAGGCGAGUCGCUCUCUGCGACGACGUCGCGCACCACGACGGCCCUCGCGCACACUGCCGAGGCCACGCGCUCGACCGUCUCGACGCCCGGUGGCGAUACUGGGAGCGUGGAUGUGGGAGAGAUGGCGAUCCCCGGUGGGUCCCGCGACGUGUCGCUUGUGGCGACGGGCAUUGGCGAGGUCGGCAUCGACCGCCCCCGCGCGGACGCGCCGGGCGGCGAGGCGGACCUUUCUGCGGUCUUUUUCGAGGUGUUUGUCGUGAAAGUUCCACUUCUCCUCGGUAUCAACGGUCUGCAGUUCCGGCGCAUGUCGGGCAACCCCUGGCAGUACCAGAUGCUGGCGAAGCGCAUUCUCCACGAGCUCAAAUUGACCAUGUCGGCAAUUGAGCUGAUCAACCCCCGUGCCGAGUCCGUACGGCGGAUCCAGGCGCUGCAGGUGAAUAUCGCCGGCGCCAUCGGCCUUGCGCAGGUCGUGCGCUCGAACCUCGGGCCGCGCGGCACGCUCAAGAUGCUCGUCGAUGGCUCGGGCAACCUGAAGAUGACCAAGGAUGGCAAGGUGCUUCUGACCGAGAUGCAGAUCCAGAACCCUACGGCGGCGAUGAUUGCCCGCACGGCGGUGGCGCAGGACGAGCAGUGCGGCGACGGCACGACGUCGGUCGUGAUCCUCGUCGGCGAGCUCCUCAAGCAGGCCGAGCGCUACAUCCAGGAAGGCGUGCACUCGCGCGUCAUCUCGGAGGGCUUUGACGUGGCCAAGGCGGGUGUGCUCAAGUUCCUCGACGAGUUCAAGCGCACGCUGCCUAUGGACCGCUCGACGCUGAUCUCGGUGGCGCAUACCGCGCUGGCCACCAAGCUCUCGGGCAAGCUCGCCACGCAGCUUGCCGACAGCAUUGUGGAUGCUGUGCUUGCGAUCAAACCGCGCGACCCCGCGACAGAGGCGCCCGCACCCGCGACCGACGGCUCGACCGAGGACGUGGGCCAGUGGAACAUCCGCGACCCCAUUGACCUGCACAUGGUCGAGAUCAUGAAGAUGCAGCACAAGUCCGACACGGACACGCAGCUUGUGCGUGGCCUGGUGAUGGACCAUGGCGCGCGCCACGCCGACAUGCCGAAGCGCGUCAAGAACGCGUUUGUGCUCACCCUCAACGUGAGCCUCGAGUACGAAAAGACCGAGAUCAACUCCGGCUUCUUUUACUCGUCCGCCGAGCAGCGCGAGAAGCUCGUCGAAUCCGAGCGCCGCUUUGUCGAUGCCAAGCUCAAGAAGAUCAUCGAGCUGAAGAACGAGGUGUGCGACGCGCCGGCGGGCACGCCAGAGAACGAACGCAAGUCGUUUGUCAUCUUCAACCAAAAGGGCAUUGAUCCCAUGUCGCUCGACAUCCUCGCCAAGAACGGCAUUCUGGCGCUGCGCCGCGCCAAGCGCCGCAACAUGGAGCGCCUGCAGCUCUGCUGCGGCGGUGUCGCGCAGAACAGCGUCGACGACCUCUCGCCCGAGAUCCUCGGCUGGGCCGGCCUCGUGUACGAGCACACGCUCGGCGAGGAAAAGUAUACGUUUGUUGAGGACACCAAGGACCCGAAGAGCGUCACGCUGCUCAUCAAGGGUCCGAACGCCCACACCAUCAACCAGAUCCAGGACGCGGUGCGCGACGGUCUGCGUGCAGUCAAGAACGCGGUCGAGGACAAGGCGCUCAUCCCGGGCGGCGGCGCGUUCGAGGUCAGCGCCUCGGCCUACCUCCUGGACACGGUGCGCCGCAGCGCCAAGGGACGCGCCAAGCUCGGCGUCGAGGCGUUCGCGCACGCGCUCAUGAUCGUGCCCAAGACCCUCGCAAGCAACGCAGGUCUCGAUAUCCAGGACGCGAUCGUGGCGCUCCAGGACGAGUGCGCGGACGGCCACACGGUCGGCCUCGACCUGCAGACGGGCGAAUGCAUGGACCCGAUGGUGAACGGCGUCUGGGACAACUACCGCGUGAAGCGGCACAUGAUCCACUCCAGCGCGGUCAUCGCCUCGAAUCUCCUUUCCGUAGACGAGAUCCUCCGCGCCGGACGCUCCUCGCUCAAGGGCGACGGGCCAGGGCCGGGGCCGAUGUAG
Messenger RNA from Malassezia japonica, 5295 nucleotides. RefSeq names its product T-complex protein 1 subunit zeta (gene CCT6). The coding region runs from base 1 to 5295 and encodes 1764 amino acids. The record is from RefSeq and is a predicted model, not a curated record. Gene Ontology annotation, biological process: protein phosphorylation; protein folding. Gene Ontology annotation, cellular component: chaperonin-containing T-complex. NCBI's taxonomy places the organism in Eukaryota, Fungi, Basidiomycota, Malasseziomycetes, Malasseziales, Malasseziaceae. Gene Ontology annotation, molecular function: protein kinase activity; ATP hydrolysis activity; ATP-dependent protein folding chaperone. The transcript has 3 exons.